Lepus europaeus (European hare) is the source of this 584-nucleotide messenger RNA. RefSeq names its product large ribosomal subunit protein eL29-like. Gene Ontology annotation, biological process: cytoplasmic translation. NCBI's taxonomy places the organism in Eukaryota, Metazoa, Chordata, Mammalia, Lagomorpha, Leporidae. The transcript has 2 exons. Bases 1 to 489 code for a protein of 162 amino acids. Gene Ontology annotation, cellular component: ribosome; cytosolic large ribosomal subunit. The record is from RefSeq and is a predicted model, not a curated record. Gene Ontology annotation, molecular function: structural constituent of ribosome.
AUGGCCAAGUCCAAGAACCACACCACGCACAACCAGUCCCGAAAAUGGCAUAGAAAUGGCAUCAAGAAACCGCGAUCACAAAGAUACGAGUCUCUGAAAGGGGUGGACCCCAAGUUCCUGAGGAACAUGCGUUUUGCCAAGAAGCACAAGAAGGGCCUGAAGAAGAUGCAGGCCAACAACGCCAAGGCUAUGGCUGCACGUGCUGAAGCUAUCAAGGCCCUGGUCAAGCCUAAGGAAGUAAAGCCCACGAUCCCGAAGGGUGCCAGCCGGAAGCUUGAUCGACUUGCCUACAUCGCCCACCCCAAGCUUGGAAGGUGUGCCCGUGCCCGCAUUGCUAGGGGUCUCAGGCUGUCCCGGCCACAGACCAAGGCCCAAGCCAAGCCCAAGGCCCAGGCCCAAGCCAAACCCAAGGCCCAGGCCACACCUGCAGCCCCAGUUCCGGCUCAGGCUCCUCCCAAAGGUGCCCAGCCCCCUGCAAAGGCUCCCUAGUAACAGCCUAUGCCUGCCAAUGCAAGGGCAGAAGGACUGGUGUGACCCCUGGGCUGCUGUCUGCGUGGGGCUAGUGUCUUCCUGUGCUGUUUGUA